AUGUCAACUAAAGUAGAUGUUAUUAGAGAACCAUCAUUAACUGAAGAUAGCGUAAGCGAUCUUUCAAGUGAUGGUAUCGAAGCCGAGGGUGUUGAUAAUACAGAAAAUCAUCAAGUUAAUGGUGCAGAUGAUACUGUUGAAGAAGCUACAUCAGAAGCAGGUAUUAUGAAACAAGCCUUUUCUUUUGUUAAAAACCACCUUAAAGUUGGUGCUGAUAUGACCAAAUUACCAAUCCCAGCCACUUUUACAACCCCAAUUAGUUUUUUAACUGCUAUUCAAACUCAAUCAGCUAUUUUCUCUCAUUUAUUAACAAGUGCUCCAUAUAUUAAAGAUGAUGAACAAAGAUUCUUACAAGUAUUAAAAUAUCAUUUAACUUGGCCUAAAAUGUAUUUCCCAAAGAAUCCAUUAAAUCCAAUUUUAGGUGAAAUUUAUGAAUGUUCAGUUAAUCAUAUCGAUGAAAAGACCAGCCAAGUUAUUGAAGGUGACACAACUAAUUUCUUUGCAGAACAAGUUUCACAUCAUCCACCAAUUUCAUGUUUCCACUUUUGGAAUGAUAAACAUGGUUUCAAAUACGAUGCUAAAGAACAAAUUACUCCAGUCUUCAAAGGUAAAUGCAUUCGUGUUAACAUGGACGUUAAAACAUGCAUCACACUCGAAAAUAAACACACAAAAGCUAAAGAAACUUAUGUUAACGACAAAUUCCCAGAAGGUUAUCUUCGUUUGUUAAGAUGGAAAUUUGAAUUCUCUGGUAAAUACACUUUCUCAUGUCCAGAAACUGGUUAUACCGCUACAAUUAACUUUAAAGAUAAACCAAUUAUUGGUGGUAAAUGGCACGAUAUUCAAGUUAUCGUUAGCAAAAAUAACGAAAAUCUCUACGAUAUUCAUGGUACUCAUGUCGAUGUCUUAACUAUCACAAAUCUCAAGAAUAAAACUUCCGAAGUCUUUAUGAAUUAUACUAUUUUACGUACUGAACCAACCAUCGAGGAACCAUUUGAACAAUUAAAAGACAAUACUUCACAAAAAGUUUGGAAAGGUGUUGCUGAUGGUUUUGCUAAAAAAGAUUCAAGAAAAGCUGGUGUUGAAAAACAAAGAAUAGAGGAGGCUCAAAGAAAAAAAGCUAAAGCUAAUUUAGCAAAAGAUCCAAAUUUUGUUCAUAAACCAGCUUUCUUUAUACCAAACCCAGAAUCAAGUGAUGGUGUCAAACCAGAAUAUAUUUAUAAAAGAUCAGAAGUCAAAGAAAAUAAUGUUGUUGCACCAACUUCAAAUUAA
Dictyostelium purpureum is the source of this 1269-nucleotide messenger RNA. RefSeq lists its product as uncharacterized. Bases 1 to 1269 code for a protein of 422 amino acids. The transcript has 2 exons. Gene Ontology annotation, molecular function: sterol binding. Lineage: Eukaryota; Evosea; Eumycetozoa; Dictyosteliales; Dictyosteliaceae. The record is from RefSeq and is a predicted model, not a curated record. Gene Ontology annotation, cellular component: intracellular membrane-bounded organelle; membrane; cytosol.